AGAAGAUGCUCGAUCGAUAACGCGGUUUUUUGUGGCCCAGAUCCACCCAGGCCCACUUGUUCGCAGAGAACUGGUCACAACAUUUGCCACUGAUUUAUAUACUAUUUACAGGUCAGUGAAAUUUGGCCACGGAGCCCAUGGGGUAAUCGUCAUUAAGUUCUUCCGUCAAAAAUCAACGCUUGAACAGACCAAUUACCCAUAAUUCUCGAAUCUUUAUUGCAUCGCAACGCUCCGAACGGCAAUAUCGUAACUAUGUAAUUCUUAAGGAUAAUUUCUGAUACUUAACGUCGAUUCCCGGCAUUCCUUAAAUUUCAGUAUGCAUUUCAUGUAUUGUCUUGUUUUCUCGGUAUUGUUAACUAAAAUUGGACAGGCGGAAGAAUUCUGCGCUGCAAACAGCAAAGAUGAUUGUGAGGCAAGAAACGAAUCUCUCGAUAAAUAUUCAAAAGAGUCAAACAGAAGGUACGAGAAGUAUUUGAAUGCGAUCCGCAAUGCAGAGAAUCAAACUGCCUCCGGCGAUGAAUUUAGUCAUCGAAGCUGUGCUUGUUAUAAAAACGUUAUCAAACAUGAUUUAAAAGUUUUCAAGAAAACUGGAAUCUCAGAAGAAUCUAUAACGUUAGCUAAAUCCAGAGGGACGUUUUACCAAAUAAUCAAUGGCAGGCUCUACAGAGAAAAAGAUUGCAUGUUUCCUUCAAGGUGUGCAGGGAUCGAGCAUUUUAUUUUAUCCAUAAUCUGGGAUUUACCUGACAUGGAAUUAGUCAUCAAUACCAGAGAUUACCCCCAAUCUAGCAAAUAUUUUGGCGAACCGUUGCCUGUUUUCUCAUUUAGUAAGACUCCUGAUUACUUCGAUAUAACUUAUCCAGCUUGGAGUUUCUGGGAAGGAGGUCCAGCGAUUUCGCUCUAUCCACGCGGUUUGGGACGUUGGGAUCUGCACAGAAUAUCAUUGGACAGAGCAAGUGAAAAAAAGCCAUGGCACGACAAGCAGGACAAGGCCUUUUUCCGUGGCUCUCGAACCAGCUCUGAGAGAGAUAAUUUGGUUUUGCUCAGCCGGGGGCAGCCAGACCUUGUCGAUGCUCGCUAUACCAAAAACCAGGCUUGGAAAUCUGAAGCGGACACCUUGCAUAUGCCCCCUGCUCAAGAAACUCCUCUCGAGUCUCACUGUGAUUUCAAAUAUCUCUUUAACUUCAGAGGUGUUGCUGCAUCAUUUAGGCACAAGCAUCUGUUUUUAUGCCGAUCUCUAGUAUUUCAUGUUGGAGAGGAAUGGACAGAGUUUUACUAUACAGCCAUGAAACCAUGGCACCAUUACAUUCCUGUUCCGACAGAUGCAAACCAAGAAACUCUGCAGGAACUGAUACUUUUUGCUAAGGAAAAUGAUGAUAUAGCCCACAAAAUCGCAGAUCAAGGUAGAAAUUUCGUGUGGAAUCAUCUGAGAAUGGAAGAUGUCACAUGUUUUUGGAAAUCUUUGCUCAAGAGAUAUGUUAAGCUCUUGACUUACAAGCCUGUUUUGGAUAAAAGACUGAUAGAAAUUGAGCAGAAGUAGUGUUAUAUACUAUAAAUUGUAUACACAAUAAACUACAUAUUUUUAUACUUGCGUUUUUUGUUUAUUCUCAUUCAUUUAUAACUAUAAUCGUGAUGAAGUGAUAAUAUGAAUAAUUGAUUUGAGGAAGGAAAUAACAAGAGAAAACCGUUUAUAUUUCUUGCACGGAAACAAUUAAAGAAUUUAUUAAUAAUAAAUACUGGUUUAAUAUAUAUAUAUAUAUAUAUAUAUAUAUAUGUAUAUGCUAUAUAAUAUAUAAUGUAGUACAAGAUAAGACUCGUCGAGGCACCUGUAAUAACAGCGUUGCCGUUACCAGUACAUAUAAUUACAUGAUAAGUAAAAUCUUGAACAAUGAAGUACCUAAUAGCGUUUACAAUCAUGUAUAAGUACAAUUAAUUAAAAAUUAUAUAAUUCGAUAUAUAAGAGGAAUGGUAAAUAAUAUUCUAGAGUCAAAUAGAAGAAUAUUAUAACGUAAUACAUUACAAAUGAUCAACAAGCAAGUGAAAAAAAACGAGCAGCGACUCGUCAAAUUUUGCUGAAAGGCCUCUCCGAAGAAAACUAUCUCUGGAAACUUUCAUAAAUUUCUACGAAUUUAUUCAAUAUGUGAAUUUCCGACAGUCUCCUAGUUUUCAUGUAAAAUAUGUGACAAAUACUAGUGAUUUCUAAAAAUUUUGAUGAAAUAUUUCAAUUCCCAAAUGAGCCAUAUUUAUUAUAAAUUUUCCCAGUAAAUUUUAAGAAUAAUCUCGUUAGGUUCUUUAAUGUAAUUAUACAAGGAUGUUUGGUUCAUAAUAAUAUAAACGCGACAGAGCUGCACAACGUGGUUCGAUGUUGCCGUGUGUUGCUUGUAAUAAUCAUUGCAUCUUUUUUCUCAUUGGUAAGUUUUCUAGUGUAUAAUAAUAUUACAUUAUUUAUAUUUUAUUUGGAGAGUCGCGGAGCAACGAGCUCAAGACUCGACUUAAUCAGUGAAAAAAUAUACUCUAAAGGCACAUGAUACAAAGGCGUAUAGAUACACUAUAAUAUAAUAUAAUAAUUACAUCGAGAUUGAUCCUUGGAUGAAUAUUUUCCACUGACUUUAAAUUCUUUAAGUUAAGAACUUUAUCGUGAUUUAUUAGCCCGAGGUUCAUUCUCAACAAUUCAUAACACGUAAAUAAUAAGGUGUUUCGUUUGGAAGAAACAUUUUUUCUUGCUGAAACCUGAACAAAUUUUUGUACAUAAAAAAAACAUGCUUGUGGCAGGAUAUCUCUCAAGAUCAAAUUUUAAUUGGUUGCUCUUAGAAUUCGACUUUUUCCGCAUUUCAAUUACAGGACGAGAUGAUGAGAUUUUCCUGUUGAAAUGCUACGACUUUUGCACAUUUAAUGAUAUAAACUCAAUCCUGGGAAUAUUUUGUACAGAAUUAA
Neodiprion virginianus is the source of this 2931-nucleotide messenger RNA. Its product is annotated as O-glucosyltransferase rumi homolog. Lineage: Eukaryota; Metazoa; Arthropoda; Insecta; Hymenoptera; Diprionidae. Bases 317 to 1537 code for a protein of 406 amino acids. The transcript has 6 exons. Gene Ontology annotation, molecular function: UDP-glucosyltransferase activity; UDP-xylosyltransferase activity. The record is from RefSeq and is a predicted model, not a curated record. Gene Ontology annotation, cellular component: endomembrane system. Gene Ontology annotation, biological process: protein O-linked glycosylation; positive regulation of Notch signaling pathway.